This is a messenger RNA of Alnus glutinosa, 2184 nucleotides long. Its product is annotated as xylan glycosyltransferase MUCI21. Lineage: Eukaryota; Viridiplantae; Streptophyta; Magnoliopsida; Fagales; Betulaceae. The record is from RefSeq and is a predicted model, not a curated record. Gene Ontology annotation, molecular function: glycosyltransferase activity. The coding region runs from base 325 to 1935 and encodes 536 amino acids. The transcript has 3 exons.
CAAACACGCUCAGCAGCAUUUUGCCAGCUUCUCAUUCAUCUCUGUUUCUCUCUCUCUGUUUCUCUCUCUCAGAAAGAAAGGAACCCCCCAAGCAGCCUACUAGGAGAUGAACUAAUGCAUACCCAACUCGUUUGUUUUCCUCUCUUUCUCUCGCUUGUAUUUUUUUCUUUCUUGGGCUUAGUUCAAAAACUCUAACAGCAAAAAUCUCUCCGUCUUUCUCUCUUGUUUGGUUCACAUCAAAACCCAGUUCAAAAGCACAAAAAAGUAGAAGAAAGGAAAGAAAGAAAGUAGAAUAGUAGUAAAAAUCAAAACUUUGCCUAGGAAAUGGUGCAGUAUCAUCGUUAUCACCCCCAGUGGAGAAAAGGCGACAAACGUAUGGAAGAAGAUGAGGAGUCUCAAGCCCUUAUCAUGGAGUGUGGAAGCUCCGGUUGUUACAUCAAGAGAACCAGGCCCAAGCUUAUCUCUCUCUUGUUUCUCUCUGUUCUCUGUUGUUGCUUUAUAUUGGCCCCUCAUCUCUUCUGCCCUGGUUCAACUUUCCCUCUCUUCUAUUCAUUUGGAGUAGAACAAGAAAGCCCAGUUGCUAAUACGGAUGCAAAUACUCCUCUGUGUUCUUCAAUCUCUAAUGGAACUAUAUGUUGUGAUAGAAGCAGUAUUCGUUCUGAUGUUUGUGUCAUGAAAGGGGAUGUAAGAACACACCCUACUUCCUCUUCGGUAUUCCUUUACAUCUCAAGAGACACAAAGGGUUUCAUUGAUUACGGUGAAGAAGAGGGAGACGAGGAACUCCAACACGAAAAGAUCAAACCGUAUACGCGAAAAUGGGAAACAAGUGUCAUGGACAGCAUUGAUGAAUUAGACCUUAUUGCAAAGAAAGUGCAUUCUGGUAUCAACCACCAUUGCGAUGUCUGGCAUGAUGUUCCGGCUGUGUUCUUCUCAACGGGAGGAUAUACAGGUAAUGUUUAUCAUGAAUUCAACGAUGGGAUUCUGCCACUAUACAUUACUUCACAGCAUUUCAACAAGAAGGUUGUGCUUGUCAUUCUUGAAUAUCAUAGCUGGUGGAUUAUGAAGUAUGGAGAUGUACUUUCUGAACUCUCGGAUUAUCCAGCAAUAGAUUUUAGUGGGGACAAGAGAGCUCAUUGCUUCCCAGAAGCCAUUAUUGGUCUGAGAAUCCAUGAUGAGCUCACUGUGGAUUCUUCUUUGAUGGAGGGGAAUAAGGGCAUUGCUGAUUUUCGAAAUCUUUUAGACCGAGCUUACUGGCCUCGAAUUACGAGUUUGAUCCAAGGUGAGGAGCAAGAAGCGCGAGAGAAAUCGGGACAGAAGCUUUCUUUGUUCCCAACAUCAGAACCCUUGAUGAAAAUGGAAAAGGAAGUUCAAGAGUUUCAAUUAGAGAAGCCUAAACUAGUAAUUUUAUCUCGAAAUGGGUCUAGAGGGAUAACUAAUGAGAAUCUAUUGGUGAAAACGGCGGAGGAAGUCGGUUUCCGAGUCAAUGUGUUGAGGCCUGACCGAACAACAGAAUUGGCAAAGAUUUAUAGGGCUCUUAAUUCAAGCGAUGCCAUGAUUGGUGUCCAUGGGGCAGCCAUGACCCAUUUUCUCUUUAUGAGACCUGGCUGUGUGUUUAUUCAAGUUAUCCCCCUUGGAACUAUAUGGGCAGCAGAGACGUAUUAUGGGGAACCUGCAAGAAAGCUUGGUUUGAAGUACAUUGGGUAUGAAAUUGUUCCUAAAGAGAGCUCACUGUAUGAGGAAUAUGAUAAAAAUGAUCCUGUUCUUAGAGACCCAAAUAGCGUGAAUGAAAAGGGAUGGCAAUACACAAAGAGUAUCUAUCUUGAAGGCCAAAAUGUGAGACUAGACCUCAGAAGAUUUAGGAAGCGGUUGGUUCGUGCUUAUGACUACCACAUUUCUAAAAUGAUCAAGCGGCGUGUUCAACUCCAAUCACAGUGAUUUGUUACUGUUUCACAUGGUUUAAUCUGUUGUCCUUCACUCUUAUCAUUGAUUCUGUUGAAAGUUUUAGAUUUGUAUAAGCAGGAAAUGAGAAAUAGGCAAAAUUCUUUGUAUAGAUUAUUGAGAUGUGCAUAAGGGAAGCUUUUUUAAUGUAAAAUUUUAGCAUGCCUAAAACAACAGUUCAUUCUUUUCUUUUUUUUUUUGUAUAAAUUUGGAUUACUUAAAUGUAUUGAACAUGGGUUUUCUCAA